Molecule: messenger RNA, 2639 nt
Organism: Leguminivora glycinivorella
Lineage: Eukaryota; Metazoa; Arthropoda; Insecta; Lepidoptera; Tortricidae
Exons: 9
Coding region: 87-1313 (408 amino acids)
Source: RefSeq, a predicted model, not a curated record
GAAACUGUCAUCUACAUCGUUCACCAUUUAUUUAUCUAUAUAAAAAUACCAAGAUUCUUUAAGUAUUUGUCGUAUAAGAGAUAUGAAUGAGGACCACUUCGUUCUCUCUCGAGGUCCUGGCCCUGCUGUUCCUGACGCUGAUCCCGUGGCCGGGGCCGUCCGUGUUCAAGAUCACCUGCUCACGUGACAACUCCAAAAUCGUACGGAAGGUCAUCCAGAACAAAUGGCUCCCCGUUUUAGAAAGGUUUCAAGUAAAGCUGCCUCUGGAGUGUCCGUUCCACCCCGCGCGCGACAUAUUCGCGCCGCAGCACGACGCCAAGAUGCAGCACCGGCCCUCGCAGUGGACCUGCGCCUUCUGCGGCAAGUCCUUCUACGAGGAGCGACACCUCGACACACAUUUCGACCAGCGACACAAGAACCAGAUUAACAGGGCGGAGGACGCAGUAUGCCUAGCGGAAUACUGCGAUAUAAUGCGAUGCCAAGUGCUGGUAGCGCAUGGGCUGCUAAACGGCGGCGGCGGGCCUAGCACAGACAUGGAAGUGUGGCAAGACGCGGAGGCCGCGCGCAAGGCGCUAGCGCCGGCCGCGCCGCGGUCCGUGGCCCGCGUCCCCGCGCGGAGGCGCCGCCCGCGCACCGCGCAGCCGCAUCUUGUGAGGGACUGUCCGUCGACUGAAGUCGAUCCUGAUAUUGUAGAGCCAGAAGAGAAACGCACAGAGGACAGCGAAGGUGACGCGAAUCAGACCUCUGAGCUGUGCGACGCGGACACGGUGGAGUCCUCUCUACCGCCCGACAGCAGGCAGCGGCGGUUGGCCGAUCUACAGGCUGAACGUGCUGCCUGCGACCCCGCGCGGCUGCAGCUACUCAAAGUGCGGUGCGAGCGAGUGGUUCAUUCCUGCAUCGCCACUUUGUUGUUGCAUCUUACGCAACACCAGUUUACAGAACUUGAAGAUGAAAUACAGCGCGCCGUAUGCUGGUACCUGAGCUGCGAUCGCUACUGGGAGGACACGGCGCCCACCGCGCGUGCCUUCCCCUGGCCUCUGCUGCUGGCGCUAGCCACCGGGCUUGCGCUAGCGCUGUGCAUGUGCUACUAUAUAAUCUGGAUCGUGUUCGAUUCAGAAGAAGGCAGCGUAGCAGGCAGUGCGUCCGUGUCCAUGACGACGCACUCGUCGCCGGCGCGCGCCGAGCGGCUGGCGGCCGAGGAGGCGCUGCUGGACGACCCGGAGCACGACGACCACUACAUCUACGUCACCUACCCGCCCGAGCUCAAGCGCCGUCUGCUCGAGAGCUGCUACAAUAGAACAACUCGCCUCUGAGACCCGACGUGUCCUUACUUCGUCGCGCAUGCACCUUAUUUGUAUGAAGAAAGUAGAUUAUUAGUGUGUAGAUAUUAUUAGUAAUACUCAGGAAAAUCCCAAUAGCAUUACCCCUUCAUACCAUAAAGGAGUCCGAACUUUGUGUACCUCUUGGUAUCUACUGUUCAUAAUGCUGUUUGAUGUCCAAUUCGCAGCGUAGCAAUAAGUGACUAUACACCUUUACGUAGCCAACCAAUUUCAUGGAGACAUCGUCGAUUACGCAAAACUUACCUACUGUGCUAUCUGAUCAAACCUUACAUUGUAACUAAGUAUUUAAUUUAGAUAGACAUAUGUUUCAAAGGAUUUAUAAUAGAAGUCUUUUAGAUUUUUAUUUUACAUAUAGUGAUUAGUUGUUGCCUGUUUUUGUUUUGAGUUAUUUAGUGAAUAGUAAGGGAAGUUACAGUUAAGUUAACACGAUUACUUUUACGGGUACCUAAUAUAACACGGUGAGCAGAUGUGCCCAUAUUAGUCUCUAUUACAUUGUUAUUUAGGUUUUUAUGAAAUCUUGGGACCUCAAUAUUCGGUUUAUAAAUGAUUGUAAAUACAUUAUGUAACGCAAUAUUAAGUUGAAUCGCAAUAUAUAAUGUGACGUGAUAUCGCUGACAAAACUAUGUACCUACCUAAAUACCAUAAUACUCUAUUAUAGUUAACGCAUAGUUCAUAGUUUAAGAUAUCGGUGACUAAAUUUCUGAUUUUAUUAAACUUUUUUUUACCCAAGUUUACCAUAAACCUGGUUUAAGGAAUUUGAAAAUUAAGUACCUAACUGUAAUUUGAUAUUACAAAUCAACCUAGGCUCCUGGAUCCACGCAUGAAGUGAAGUUAACCAAAAUACCGUAAUGAAAACCAUAAUAUCUAAUAACAACAAACAAAUGAUUAAGAUUUGUGGACUAAAGUCAAGAAGAUACUUUAAAAUGACAGAGAAUAACCAUUAACCAUGAAGCUAAUAUUAUCGCCUUAUCGUGCGUACCGAUUGUGCGGUAUUCUGUACCUUGCCUGUUAGUCAUAAGUCCAUAGUAGGUACAUAAUGUAUAGAAUAAAACCUGCUGCAAAUUGUAAAUAAGCUAUAUUUUUUCCAAUUAUUGUAACUAGAAUAUUGAUUACCAUACAAUUGAUAGAUCGGGCGACUCUUAUGUAGAAAUACCCUUACGCUGCAGAAAUAAUUAACUGGGUUAUGUGGGGAAGAGAAUCGUAAUUUAUUUUUCCCCUCACUAGCUCGGAAACACGUGUUUUGUCCUUUAAUACUAGCGGGUAAAAACGCAUUUUAUCCACUAGUGGGUAAAGUAAUUU